UCGAAUCGUAACAUCCGUGCACGGAUCGAAAACGAUACGGAAGAAAAUUACGUGAUACGUCAGUCGUAUAAGCGAAAUGGCAUUAUUACAUACGAAAGCGAACGGAACGUAAUUUAUUUUUAGUUCACAAUAGUUUUUAAGUUCCACUAUGCUUUGGAUCGUAUUUUUAAGUCACAAUAGUUGUGGAACUGUCAAAACAUUGAAAAAUUAAAUGCAAGUUAAACGAAAAUUUAAAUAUGGAUCCGACUUUGCUUUUUUAUUUGAGCUCCAGCGAUAGCGAAGGAGAUGAAAAAGUGAUACGAAGGCAGCUGAGAGAUCGGAGCAAUCCAUUAACCUUGCCGAACACAGCAUUCUUGAAACGAUUCCGUUUGACCAAAGAAGCGUUUACUUAUGUUCUGGAGAAAUUAAAUUUAAGGCAAUCGGAUGCCAAAACGGUGCCUCCAAUCCUUCAAUUGGCAGGCACCCUAUCACUUCUUGCUAGCGGUGGCUACCAACACAACAUUGGCAGUGAUUAUUUAGUAGGCAUGUGUCAGAGCACUGUGUCGAAAGUUGUAUCACGUGUUGUCUUAGAAAUGGAAAGGAAGAUGUGCCCAGAAUUCAUACGCUUCGCACCGCAUGAUUCGUUCAGCUGCAAAGAUUGGUUUGUGGAGAAAUAUAAAAUACCUGGAGUCAUUGGCUGCGUAGAUGGUACUCAUAUUGGUUUACAAAAACCUACUGCGGACGAACACAUGUACUUUAAUCGUAAGGGGUACCAUAGUAUCAACGCUAUGAUAAUAUGUGAUCACACAUGUAAAAUUUUAGCAAUCAACUGCCAAUACGGUGGUGCAGCUCAUGAUUCCUUCAUUUGGAAACAUUCCGACCAGAGAAGGGCUUUAGAGGAAGGUUUUCAACAAAACAGGCAGGGAAAUUCAUGGCUUUUAGGAGAUUCUGGCUACCCACUUGAACCGUGGUGUAUAACGCCAUACAGAAACACAUCGGAUGGUUCAAGUGAGCAGAUGUUUAACGAUAUUCACUCCAAAGCAAGGUGUAUUAUUGAGCGAACAAUUGGCAUUCUAAAAGGACGCUGGAGGAUUUUAGGAUACGGAAAAAGGGGAAGAUAUCACCCUAUAAAAGUGGCACGAUUUGCUAAUGUGUCUGCAGCGUUACACAACAUUUGCAUUAAGUUUAAGAUACCUUAUGAUCCUCCAAAUUAUUACUCCGACCCCAUAUCGGAAAUUGAUACAGGGGAAACAAAUCAACUAACCGCUAUUGGCCAAACAAUAAGAGAUCAAAUAAAACAUUCAAUUUUAAGAGUAACGUAAGAAAGUAUUAGAAUGUCUAUAAAUAAUAUUUUAAAUAGCUGAUAAGAAAAAUGAAAUUCCUUUUGUUCAAAUAAAGCGAAAUAUUUUAUUCAUUUAAAUUCAGUACUUUUUCAUUUAUAUUAAUGUUAAUAAAUAGGCACUUAACAAUAGGCACAUAAGUGGCAUAAGUAUUAACCAUAAAACCUUAAAUACUGUGUGUAUAAAAAUAAAUCAUUUCAUAAAAACCUAAUAAAUUAAAAAUUAAUC
Messenger RNA from Rhagoletis pomonella (apple maggot), 1547 nucleotides. Its product is annotated as putative nuclease HARBI1. Lineage: Eukaryota; Metazoa; Arthropoda; Insecta; Diptera; Tephritidae. The record is from RefSeq and is a predicted model, not a curated record. The coding region runs from base 237 to 1301 and encodes 354 amino acids. The transcript is spliced from 5 exons.